Molecule: messenger RNA, 1183 nt
Organism: Diachasmimorpha longicaudata
Lineage: Eukaryota; Metazoa; Arthropoda; Insecta; Hymenoptera; Braconidae
Gene: Fer1HCH
Product: ferritin heavy chain
Exons: 5
Coding region: 212-859 (215 amino acids)
Biological process (GO): iron ion transport; intracellular iron ion homeostasis
Cellular component (GO): cytoplasm
Molecular function (GO): ferric iron binding; ferrous iron binding
Source: RefSeq, a predicted model, not a curated record
UAUUUUUUUUUUCGUGUGGCCUAUGGCUGAGUAGUCAAAACCCCUCGCUCAUUGAAAUAUUUGUUGAUUAACGGUUGAGAGACGACGACCUUCUAUACCAGUGUGUAUAAAGGUUCUUUGGAAGGCGUUUGGGAGAUCUUGAAAUAUUUUUUUUACAUUUUACGAAUUCUUUGAUCUUCACUGGAGAUCCAACUGAUCAAUUAUCACAGUCAUGAAGCUUCUAGGGGCCUUUUUUUGCGGAUUGCUGUGUGCUUCGGCCGCCGUUGGAGAUGGCCUGAAGUGUACAUUGAAGCCUGCUGAUAUACCAUCGGACUGGCUGGACAUGGUGGAUCCUUGUAUUAAAAUCAUGGAGCAUCAGAUUCAAACGGAAAUUCAGGCUGCUAUGACGUACUUGGCAAUGGGUGCCCAUUUCGCGAGAGAUACAGUCAAUCGUCCGGGCUUCAGUAAGUUCUUCUUCGAAGCAGCAAGUGAAGAGCGUGACCACGCCUUCAAGAUCAUCGAGUAUUUGCUGAUGCGUGGUCAGCUCACCACUAACGUCCCCAAUCUCUUGAAAUUCCCACUGAAACCUCCUCGUGAAGACUGGUCAAGUGCAGUAUCUGCACUCAACGAUGCCCUGAUCCUGGAAGCCAAAGUCACCAGCAGCAUCCGCGAAAUCAUUAAGACCUGCGAGACACCCAAGACGUCAGACUUCAACGAUUACCACCUCGUGGAUUACCUCACCGGUGACUUCCUUGAGGAGCAGUAUAAGGGCCAACGUGACCUAGCCGGCAAGAUCUCCACCUUGGGUAAGAUGAUGAUCAAUCACGGCCCGCUGGGUGAAUUCCUCUACGACAAGCAGCUCCUGAAGGAUGAACUCUGAGAUUGUUCAUCUCACAGCAACAAAUCGUGAAGGGAAAACUAUUCCCAUCGACCGACUUAUUUUUCAAUCAAAAAACAAAAUUCCACUUUUAUUUUUUUUGGUAAAUUUGUGAACCAAUACUCAGAUUUAAUACUUUUCUAGUUAAAAAAUUAGAAUAUCUUGGAGUCAAUUACGUUAAUCUUCCUGCGAACAAAUUUUCUCGUCAUAUGUAGCUGAUAAUUCCAGAAUUUGCUGGAUGAUCAAAUUUAUGAUGUAAUUAUUGUAUCAUUAAAUAAUGUAACCGUUAACAAAUACGUUGAAUUCAUAAAUAAAGGCACAAAUAUA